CACAUUUGGUCUUGGAUUCAUUCUCCUCUUCUUCUUAAUUAAGGCUCCAUUCAAGCCUCUCUUCAAACCAGGGGCUUCCAAUUACCUCAAUAACCGCUCUCUGCCUUACAUAUACACGGCUAAUCUCAUCCUCUCUCUGCACGUAUUUACGUACCGCAGAAAAGAAUGGGCGGCGAUGAGGAGAACAAGGCUAGCAGAAAGUUCCAGAAAAGCUACUUCGAGGUGCUCGGUUUGUGCUGCACAUCGGAGGUUCCUUUGAUAGAGAAGAUUCUGAAGCCUCUGGACGGAGUUAAGGAUGUCACCGUCAUCGUCCCAACAAGAACCGUGAUCGUUGUUCAUGACAGUCUCGCCAUUUCUCAGCUUCAAAUCGUGAAGGCGCUGAAUCAAGCUCGGCUAGAAGCAAACAUUAGAGUGUACGGAGAGGGCAAUUAUCAGAAAAGAUGGCCAAGCCCGUAUGCAGUUGCUUGUGGUAUAUUUCUUCUAUUGUCAUUCCUCAAAUACGUGUACCCUCCUCUCCGAUGGCUGGCUCUUGGAUCGGUUGUUAUUGGUAUUUGUCCAAUUUUUCUCAAGGGAUUAGCUGCAAUCCGGAGUCGAACCCUUGACGCUAACAUUCUAGUUCUAAUUGCAGUCAUAGGUUCAAUUGCCCUGCAUGAUUACUGGGAAGCUGGCUCAAUUGUCUUCUUAUUUACAAUUGCUCAAUGGCUGGAGUCAAGGGCGAGUCAUAAGGCCACUGCUGUCAUGUCAUCAUUGAUGAACAUGGUUCCUCAAAAGGCUGUGUUUGCUGAAACUGGGGAAGAAGUUGAUGCUGAUCAAGUCAAGGUGAAUACCGUCCUUGCUGUUAAGGCUGGUGAAAUUAUACCCAUUGACGGAAUUGUUGUACAAGGCAAAUGUGACGUAGAUGAGAAAGCAUUAACAGGUGAAUCUUUUCCUGUUCCCAAACAAAAUGAGUCAACUGUUUGGGCUGGUACAAUUAAUCUAAACGGUUAUAUUAACGUUAAAACUACUGCUCUAUCCGAUGACUGUGUGGUGGCUAGAAUGGCAAAGCUUGUAGAAGAAGCCCAAAGCAACAAAUCAAGAAUUCAAAGAUUCAUAGACAGAUGUGCAAAGUUUUACACGCCAGCCAUUGUGGCCAUAUCAGUUAGUUUGGCAGUGGUUCCGGCAAUCUUAAGAGUUCACAAUCAAAAUCAUUGGUUUCACUUGGCAUUGGUUAUUCUGGUAAGUGCAUGUCCAUGUGCACUUAUCCUCUCAACACCAGUUGCCACUUUCUGUGCACUUUCAAAAGCUGCAACAUCUGGGCUCUUAAUCAAAGGGGGAGAGUAUCUUGAAACUCUCUCUAAAGUAAAGAUCGUCGCUUUUGACAAGACAGGGACAAUAACCAGGGGAGAAUUUGUGGUCACAGACUUCCAAUCUCUGUCAGAUGAUGUUAGGCUGGACAAAAUGCUUUACUGGGUUUCAAGCAUUGAGAGUAAGUCAAGUCAUCCAAUGGCAGCUGCACUUGUGGACUAUGGACGGUCACUUUCUGUUGAACCGAAGUCUGAAAGUGUAGAAGAAUUUGAAAACUUUCCAGGAGAAGGCAUACAUGGGAAAAUCGAUGGGAAAGAUGUCUAUGUUGGAAAUAGAAAGAUUGCUCUUCGAGCUGGGUGUCCAACAGUUCCAAGGUUAGAUGUUAACAACUCUAGGGGAGGGACGUCCAUUGGUUACAUAUUCUUGGGAGCCGCUCCUGCUGGAAUUUUUAGUCUCUCAGACGCCUGUCGCACUGGGGUCAAGGAGGCUGUUGACGAGCUCAAGUCAAUGGGAAUUAAAACUGCUAUGCUUACCGGAGACAGUCUCCAAGCAGCCAAAGAUACACAACAUCAGCUAGAUGGUGCUGUGGAGGUAGUUCAUGCGGAACUCCUUCCUGAAGACAAGUCAAGAAUCAUAAAAGACCUUAAAAAAGAAGCACCAACAGCCAUGGUUGGUGAUGGCCUAAAUGAUGCCCCUGCCUUAGCUAUAGCUGAUAUUGGCAUCUCCAUGGGCAUUUCAGGCUCUGCGCUUGCAACUGAGACAGGGCAAAUAAUUCUAAUGUCAAAUGACAUUAGAAAGAUCCCAGAGGUCAUCAGACUCGCAAGAAGAACCCGUAGGAAAGUCAUUGAGAACGUGAUCGUAUCAAUCUUCACCAAGGCUGCCAUACUUGGGUUGGCAUUCGCUGGCUAUCCCCUUGUCUGGGCUGCAGUGCUUGCUGAUGUUGGGACAUGCUUGGUUGUGAUCUUUAACAGCAUGUUGCUUCUCCGUGGAAAGCAGAAGCAUGCAUCAAAGUGUUGCAGCUAUUCCGCUGCAGCACACGUUCACAAACAAGGAAGCAACUCCCCAAGUAAUUGCACUCACUCAUUUCACAGCCACCAGCAUGCUUGUGAUCCAGACACUAGAUCCCUGCCAAUGGCCAAGCCUCGGAGCUGCUGCUCCCGGAAAGGUGCUUCAAAUUGUCACUCAGAACAUGUCCACAAACAACGAAGCAACUCUCCGAGUAGUUGCACUCACUUGUCUCAUAGCCGCUGGUAUGCUUGUGAUUCAGGCUGUAAUUCCCAACCAAUGACCAAGCCUCAGGGCUGCUGUUCCCGGAAAUCUGCUCCAAAUUGUCAAUCUGCAUUGAACCCGGCUGAAGAACAUGGCUCCUGCACACAUCAUGCUCUGCAGGAACAAGAGGCAAAUCUCUGGGAUCUUGAAAGGUGUGACUUAGCCGCUCAACUAUCAGGAUCAAGUAGACCACACAAGCAUGGUUGUUCAGGCCAUUCCCCUCCAAACUCUUGUCCAGAGAACAAAGGCACAAACUUUCUUCAAAGGCACAGCAACCAUUGCAAAACACCUCAUGCUCCGGCACCUUCAUGUAGCAGCAGUAUGGGAAGCCAUCUGAGUCUCACUUCUCCGCCAGACAACUGCCAGAACGCGGCAAGGACUAAAGGCGACUGCCACUUGAGCCGUUGCAAGCAUAGCCACCGGGCUAUUGUUGGUGAAGAAACAGGCAGUGUUGCAGAAGACAGCCGAGUUCACGGCGAAUGCAAGAGCCUCAGGGCACACAAUUGCUCACCAAGCAUCAAUAAAGACAUUGCAGCUACGCAGGCUUGUCUGCAUUUGGAGAAGAGGCAAACUGGUGGGUGCUGCAACAGCUUCAGGAAGGAAUGUUGUGGCAAGAGUGGUGCAAAUUUUGGAGCUGCUACUCUUGGAGGUGGCUUAUCAGAAAUUGUCAUUGAGUAGUUCAGAAAUGGCUGAUCAGCUCGUCUUCUCAACUGCUGCUAGGACAUUUUGGUGCAAAUGUUGUUGUUCGGUCUAUAUAUAUAUAUAUAUUUAAGAGUAACUUAUUAACAAUCAGUGUUGAUGAAUGAAUCAAUUAUUCUACAAGAAGUACAUUUGAGCUUUGAUUA
Diospyros lotus (date-plum) is the source of this 3398-nucleotide messenger RNA. Its product is annotated as putative inactive cadmium/zinc-transporting ATPase HMA3. The transcript has 10 exons. Gene Ontology annotation, biological process: monoatomic cation transport. Bases 166 to 3231 code for a protein of 1021 amino acids. Gene Ontology annotation, molecular function: metal ion binding; ATPase-coupled monoatomic cation transmembrane transporter activity; ATP binding. The record is from RefSeq and is a predicted model, not a curated record. NCBI's taxonomy places the organism in Eukaryota, Viridiplantae, Streptophyta, Magnoliopsida, Ericales, Ebenaceae. Gene Ontology annotation, cellular component: membrane.